AUGGGGCAAAGACCCUUUAAGGACAUUGCCGAUCCGGAUGAUAGCGACUAUGCACCACGAGGUGCUGCGUGUGUGAAGAUUAGUGACGCGCUGGGUCGUGUAGGGGUAAACGACGCUGGUCUGUACGCAUUCGGAAGCUCGGAUGUCGAUCUACCUGCUCUACCUGGUCUGGUAGUGUGCGACGCCGGUAUCAUCCCGAUUCCAUUGGCCGACAGUUUCGCGUCCUGUUUAUUAGACCGAUGCACACGAGUCGAAGAGGGUGAUAGCACACGCUGGGAGCUGGCGGCGGAUAAACUUUGGAUAAAGAAUCCCGAGUGGAACCGCAAGAUCGGGGACCUGGGGGUGGCUUUAGGAGAGAAAUUAGGGUUCCAGGACGUUUUGUUGGACGGUGGUAUACGCUCGUGGAGGACACGAAAAGCGACAGAAGGACGCUGA
Phytophthora infestans T30-4 is the source of this 435-nucleotide messenger RNA. RefSeq lists its product as uncharacterized. The coding region runs from base 1 to 435 and encodes 144 amino acids. The transcript has a single exon. NCBI's taxonomy places the organism in Eukaryota, Oomycota, Peronosporomycetes, Peronosporales, Peronosporaceae. The record is from RefSeq and is a predicted model, not a curated record.